Molecule: messenger RNA, 3215 nt
Organism: Drosophila mojavensis
Lineage: Eukaryota; Metazoa; Arthropoda; Insecta; Diptera; Drosophilidae
Gene: oaf
Product: out at first protein
Exons: 4
Coding region: 159-1127 (322 amino acids)
Source: RefSeq, a predicted model, not a curated record
CUGAGCUGUUGUUAUUUUGCGUCGAACUUUCGAAGUGAACGGACGUGUGUUUGCGGCGGGAGAAGGCAUUCGUCACGUAUUUAGCACCAACGAAAACAAUAAUCAAAGUGAAUCCGACUGUGAGUGGGUGUGUGCUUUAGUGUUAAGUGCUAGCCGCAAUGAUUGUGUCAAAGAAAUCAAGAGGUCGGCAUUUGAAACCCACAAAAUGGCAGAUGGCGCAUCGAAACGUGCUCAACAUUUGCCGCCUAACGGGCCGUCGACGUUGCGGCAGACGUGCGGUCAGUUGUUAUCAUUUCUUCAGGCAUAGCCGCGGCUUCUUCUGGUUCAUUCUCUGCAAUUUGUUGCUCACAGCAAACAACAGUGACGCCCAACUUCUGAUAAAUGUACAAAAUCAGGGUGGCGAAGUGAUACAGGAGAGCAUUACGUCCAAUAUUGGCGAGGAUUUGAUUACCCUGGAGUUUCAGAAGACAGACGGCACUCUCAUCACGCAGCUCAUCGACUUUCGCAAUGAGGUUCAAAUCCUCAAGGCUUUGGUGCUGGGCGAGGAGGAGCGCGGCCAGAGCCAGUAUCAGGUGAUGUGCUUUGCCACCAAAUUCAACAAGGGCGACUUCAUCUCCUCGGACGCCAUGGCGAAGCUGCGUCAGAAGAAUCCACACACGAUUCGCACGCCCGAGGAGGACAAAGGUCGCGAGACCUACACGAUGAGCGGCUGGGUCCAGCUGAACCGCUCGCUGCCCAUCACACGGCACCUACAGACGCUUUGCGCCGAGGCCACCGACGCCACCUACGUGCGGGACGUGGACCUGAAGGCGUGGGCGGAGCUGCCAGGCUCCUCGAUUUCGAGCCUGGAGGCAGCGACCGAAAAAUUCCCGGACGCCCUCUCCACGCGCUGCAACGAGGUGAGCAGCCUGUGGGCGCCCUGCCUCUGUACGCUGGAGACCUGCAUCGGCUGGUAUCCGUGCGGGCUGAAGUACUGCAAGGGCAAGAGUCUGGGCAGCGACACAUCCGGUGCCCAGGCGCAGCAGCAGCAGCAAACGAAUUAUCGCUGCGGCAUCAAGACCUGCCGCAAGUGCACACAGUUCACCUAUUAUGUGCGACAGAAACAGCAGUGCCUCUGGGAUGAAUGACGACGCGGCGAGCUGCAGAUGCUGCAGAUGCAGAUGCAGAUGCGCUGCGCCCGGCAGGCUGCAACAGCGACGGCGGCGUGCGAUGCAGCAGCAACAGAAACAACAGCAAAGACAAUAAUAGCAGCAACAGCAACAGCAACAAAAACUAAAGCAACAGCAACAGCAACUGCAACAACAACGACGAGCAGAGUGACAACGACCAACAAAUUACGCCAACUGCUUUUGUUGGUGCAACAGCAGAUGCCUUUUGCACUGUGGAGCUUUCCGGUCCAUCACAUUUCCCAUCAUCCAGCACACACACAGACAGAUACACAUACACAUACACAUACUCAGGCUCAUGCUCAUGCUCGGAGCCACACUCAGGGGCAUCAACAGGAGCCGCUGUCAUCUCAUCGUCCAUCCACAAUGGCCGCCAAUGUGGCGUGAUAAUGCGCCAGCAACUCGGACAGGGAUAUCCAUUAAACACAUAUUCACCCAUCUGCCCCAGGAACUCAUCCCACUUGACACUCGUCUCUCUUAGUUUGCAUUGUUUUCUACUCAUGUAUGGACUGUAUAUAUGUAACUAUAUGAUUAGAAAUAUUGCCAAGCUACACUACGCUUAACGCCGCUUAGGUUAGAUACAACAUUUAUGAUAAUACGCAGGGCAAAACCUUGUUUGAGCUGCAAAAGACAACAAACUAAAAAAAAAUAAAAAAAAAAAAAAAAAAAAAUAAGAAACAUUGCAUUUUUUUGUAAAACUCGAAUAUUUUAAAAAAGUUUAUAUUCAUAUAUCAUUUUCAUAAUCUUUAACAUUCAUCAAUUUUCUUUGCUGCUUUCUCGAUUUGCUUCCUCAACAAAUUCUGGGUCUUAGCUCAUAUCUUACUUUACGCCAGAAGUUUCGACAUUUGAUAAACCUAUAUAUUAUAUGUUUAUUUUUAUUUUUAUCAUCCUUAAGGCUCUUCGAAUAUCUUAACUUUCUUCUUUACACAUUUCCUAAGUCGAAUUUCUAUUCAAUUUCCCAAAACCAAUUGCUAUUCAUGGAAUUUGUCUUCCAUAGAUUCAACAAUCAAUCUAAACACAUUUUAAACAAGUUUUCUUUUGCUGGCGACUCACAUUUUUCACUCCAAAUAAGUUUCAAGUGCUGGAGCAAAGAAAUGGAAAAUGAGAGUGGAAAAAUGUGAAGUUUGCCAAACUAUUUGAGUGCCCAGUAAAAGUUGCAUUUUAUUAAAAAAUCUUGUUAAAACUUGAACUUUGAUUCCAUAUUUUUCUCCAUAUUCUUAAAACUUUGAUUCCAUAAUUUUCACCCUCAGCUCGAACUCAACUUUGAGCUUGAGCUUCGAGCAAUUUUCGUAAUUUCUCUCUUGUUCCUUCUUAAAAAUUGCUCUACAUUUUGCUUAUGAAUUUUGCUAAUAAGAUUUUGAUAUAUUCUUAAAUGUUAUAUUCUGUAGUUUACAUAUGAAAUGUGUUUAGAAAUGUUUUUUUUUUUUUUUUUUUUUUUUUUUGAUUCAUUUUACAUUAGGUUGAUUUAAUUUUUAAAUUUAAAUAUUAACCUAAUCUUCCCAACAUUUUGCAUUUAACAUAUUCUCAUUCUAUCAUCAUUGUUCAUCUUUAGUGGCUAAUGCUGUUAUUAACAUUCUUAUUGGAAGUUUCGCGGUAAUUUAACAUUUCUCUCAGCUCCGCUGUUGACUGUGUUUUACAUUACCUCCAUUACAUUUAUCAUUCACAACUUUUACAACUACCUCAUUGUAGAAUCUCUCUCUCUUCAGUAUUAUAUCAUACCAAGUGUAUAUAUUUGAUCUUAACUCUUUAAUGAUUUUCCUUCUUCCACUUCCACUUCGCCUUCUUCCUUUACUUUGCGUACACACCUGCCUUUUUCCGCUGUUUAUCUUUGCGGUCUAUGUUAAAUAAUGGCUCAUUAACUUUAUUUACGCAGUUCGACAAAUUUGCAUUGUCCUUUUCGCCCAAUCUCUCGCUCUCUUCCUCUUUGUACUACCCACUCGUUUGUCAUAAUUAAUGUGUACAUAAUACAAAUGGUUUGUCGCUUCAUUAAAUGUUCGCUUUACGCAUUUUCCAACUCAAUCAUAUUAUCAUUUUCCCUUCUUCCAAAAC